Molecule: messenger RNA, 4585 nt
Organism: Sciurus carolinensis (gray squirrel)
Lineage: Eukaryota; Metazoa; Chordata; Mammalia; Rodentia; Sciuridae
Gene: Aass
Product: aminoadipate-semialdehyde synthase
Exons: 25
Coding region: 247-3027 (926 amino acids)
Cellular component (GO): cytoplasm
Molecular function (GO): saccharopine dehydrogenase activity
Source: RefSeq, a predicted model, not a curated record
AUUCGGUUCCGACUUGGGAGCUCAGGACAGCAGGGAACCGGACUGAUUGAUGGUGAAGUUGCGGAACGAACACCUUGUUAAUUCUUGGACUGAGUACUUCUUUGGGAACAACUAGGGCUGGUCUUUUCUCUUGGAGACCGAGAUCCCGCUGUGCCUUGUCCUUGCUCUAGAAAAGAUAACGGGGGUGAGACCGCUGGGCACUCCUGAGCUCUGGAGACCCUGUGCAGGCCGUCAGCAGGUUUCAAGAUGCUUCGAGUACAGAGGACCAACCUGGGCCCACUAAGGGUCAGCCUCUCCAGAACCCUUCACCACAGAGCCGUCAUGGCCCUCAGACGGGAGGAUGUCAACGCCUGGGAGAGAAGGGCCCCUCUGGCUCCCAAGCAUAUCAAAGGGAUCACCAAUCUGGGAUACAAGGUCUUGAUACAGCCUUCCAAUCGGCGGGCCAUUCAUGAUAAGGAAUACGUCAAAGCUGGUGGCAUUCUUCAGGAGGACAUUUCCGAAGCUUGUCUAAUUUUGGGAGUUAAAAGACCUCCAGAGGAGAAACUAAUGUCCAAGAAAACUUACGCAUUUUUUUCCCACACAAUAAAAGCUCAAGAGGCCAAUAUGAACUUGUUGGAUGAGGUUCUAAAGCAGGAAAUCCGACUUAUCGAUUAUGAGAAAAUGGUGGAUCAUAGAGGGAUACGAAUAGUGGCAUUUGGUCAGUGGGCAGGCGUGGCAGGGAUGAUCAACAUUUUACAUGGAAUGGGUUUAAGGCUUCUUGCUUUGGGACAUCACACACCUUUUAUGCAUCUUGGCAUGGCUCAUAACUACAGGAAUAGCAGCCAGGCCGUGCAAGCUGUCCGUGAUGCUGGCUAUGAAAUAUCACUGGGUUUAAUGCCAAAGUCGAUAGGGCCCUUAACAUUUGUGUUUACAGGGACUGGUAAUGUAUCCAAGGGAGCUCAAGAAAUCUUUAAUGAACUGCCCUGUGAAUAUGUGGAGCCCCAUGAAUUAAAAGAAGUUUCCCAAACUGGAGACCUCAGAAAAGUGUAUGGGACGGUGUUAAGUCGACAUCAUCAUCUUGUCAGGAAAACAGAUGGUGUGUAUGACCCUGUAGAGUAUGACAAACAUCCUGAGCGGUACAUAAGUCGUUUUAAUACUGAUAUUGCACCCUAUACAACUUGUUUAAUUAAUGGAAUCUACUGGGAACAAAACACUCCUCGCCUACUAACCCGCCACGAUGCUCAAAGUCUCUUGGCUCCAGUCAAGUCCUCAGUUGCUGCUGUUGAAGGGUGCCCUGCAUUACCUCACAGACUUGUGGCAAUAUGUGACAUUUCAGCGGACACAGGAGGAUCUAUAGAUUUUAUGACCGAGUGUACUACCAUAGAGCAUCCUUUUUGCAUGUAUGACGCUGACCAGCAUAUUAUUCAUGACAGUGUUGAAGGUUCUGGGAUUCUGAUGUGUUCAAUUGACAAUUUGCCAGCACAACUUCCAAUUGAAGCUACAGAAUACUUUGGAGACAUGCUUUACCCUUAUGUUGAAGAAAUGUUAUUAUCGGAUGCAUCACAGCCUCUUGAAAGUCAGAAUUUUUCUCCUGUGGUGCGAGACGCAGUGAUCACAUCCAAUGGUAUAUUGACUGAUAAAUACAAAUAUAUCCAGAAACUUCGAGAGAGUAGAGAACGGGUUCAGUCACUUUCAAUGAGUACCAAGAAAAAGGUCUUGGUUCUUGGAUCUGGCUAUGUCUCUGGACCUGUGUUAGAAUACCUGUCAAGAGACAGAAACAUAGAAAUAACAGUAGGCUCUGACAUGACAAAUCAAAUAAAGCAGUUAAGUAAGAAAUAUAAUAUCAAUCCUGUUAGCAUGAACAUUUGUAAACAAGAAGAAAAGUUGGACCUCUUGGUGGCAACACAGGAUCUUGUCAUCAGCUUGUUACCUUAUGUGUUGCAUCCUGUUGUGGCCAAGGCAUGCAUCGCAAACAAAGUUAACAUGAUCACUGCAAGCUACAUCACACCAGCGCUAAAAGAAUUGGAAAAAAGCGUGGAGGAUGCUGGAAUCACCAUCAUUGGUGAAUUGGGAUUGGACCCUGGACUUGAUCACAUGUUGGCAAUGGAAACAAUUGAUAAGGCCAAAGAAGUGGGAGCCACGAUUGAAUCUUACAUUUCCUACUGUGGUGGGCUCCCAGCCCCUGAACAUUCAGACAACCCUUUGAGAUACAAAUUUAGCUGGAGUCCAGUGGGUGUUUUGAUGAAUAUCAUGCAGCCUGCUACCUAUCUGCUCAAUGGAAAGGUCAUGAACGUCGCAGGAGGGGUCUCCUUUCUGGACGCGGUCACUUCCAUGGAUUACUUCCCAGGACUGAAUCUGGAAGGCUAUCCCAACAGAGACAGUACCAGAUAUGCUGAGAUCUACGGCAUUCCAUCUGCCCACACGCUGCUGAGGGGGACACUGAGGUAUAAGGGAUAUUCAAAAGCUUUGAAUGGAUUUGUAAAAUUGGGUCUGAUAAAUAGAGAGGAAUAUCCUGCCCUUCGACCUGAGGCCAACCCUCUCACAUGGAAACAACUCCUCUGUGACCUCAUUGGAAUUUCACGCUUCUCUACAUGUGAUGUGCUUAAGGAAGCUGUUCUUGAGAAAUUGGGAGGGGACCUGACUCAGCUGGAGGCUGCCGAAUGGUUGGGCUUACUUGGGGAGGAUCAAGUCCCCCAGGCUGAUUCCAUUGUGGACGCACUCUCCAAGCAUUUGGCCUUGAAGCUCUCCUAUGGUCCUGAAGAAAAAGACAUGAUUGUGAUGAGAGACAGCUUUGGAAUCAGACAUCCUUCUGGACAUUUAGAAACGAAAACUAUUGAUCUUGUGGUUUAUGGAGACUUUAAUGGCUUUUCAGCAAUGGCUAAAACUGUGGGGUUUCCCACUGCCAUGGCAGCCAAAAUGUUGCUUGAUGGUGAAAUUGAAGCCAAAGGCUUGAUGGGGCCCUUCUCAAAGGAGAUCUAUGGGCCAAUAUUGGAGCGGAUUAAAGCAGAAGGCAUUAUAUAUACUACACAGAGUACAAUUAAGCUAUAAUUGGGAAUUGUAUUAUUUUUAUCUUCCCAAGAAACACAGCUCUCAACAUUUGUGUGACAAACAUGACUAUAAAUAUGCUAUUUUAUAAAGUAUAAAGCAUGAUAUAUUUUGAUUAAGCUAAUACAAUGGCUUUUGAAAUGCAAGUCUCUAUUUUAAUAUGAAUUUUUUUAGAAUAGAAUGUUAGUCAUUACCAGAGAAAUUUAAUAAUUCUGCCAUGUACUUUUUCAUAUGUGUGUAAAAGGGAUAAUGAUCACACUGUUAAUUUAUUAUGCUUCCUUUUUCUUAUAAGAAUAUAUUUUCCUAUGAUCAGCCAUGAAAUUUUACUGUUUUAGUCAGAAAAAUUCCUCAUGUAGUUAUAUUUUUAUAUUUUUAAAAUUGUUAGAGGGGCUGGGGAGAUAGCUCAGUCGGUAGAGUGCUUGCCUUGUAAGCACAAGGCCCUGGGUUCGAUCCCCAGCACCCCCCCCCCCAAAAAAAAGAAAGAAAAUUGAUUGUUAGAUAUCUUUAGAUUUCUUAUCUACAAACCUUUUAAAAGAUGCUAUUUCAUGCCUUUUUUGUAAAGUUAUGAUUUAUUCAGUGAAUGUCAUUUUUUAGUAGGUUUCUCUUGAGUGUUUGGAGAAAGAAAUAGAUGAGAUUAAAUCACAAUCCACAUUGAUCCCUUCAUUAGGCACAGAAAAUUUAUUUAACAAAAUCCAACACCCUUUCAUAAUAAACACACACAUACAUACUAGUAAUAGAAGGGCACUGCCUCUACCUGAUAAAAGAUAUUUUUUAAAAACUCACAGCUUGUAUCAUGUUUAAUGGUGAAAGACUGAAUGAUUUCCCCCUAACAUCAGAAAUCAGACAAGGGUACUUACUUUUACUACUACUAUUCAAACUGUACUGGAGGGUCGAAUCAGGGCAAUUAGGCAAGAAAAUAAAUAAAAGACAUCUAGAUGGCAAAAGAAGAAGUAAACUCUAUUUGUGGAUGCUAUGACCUCAGGCAUAGAAAUCUAAAGGAAAUUCAGAGAAAAUCCAAAGACUUACUCAAAACAAAACAAAAAAUUAUCAUUAAUAAAUGAAUUCAGUAAAGUUGCAGGACACAAGAAUAUCAUGCAGAAAUUGAUUGUAUUUCUAUAAAGCUUCAACAAAUUCACCAAAAAUGAUGAUAGGAAAACCAUUUCAACAGCAUCAAAAAGAAUAAAGUAGUACUAGAGUUGAGAGUCCAGAAAUGAUGCCUACAUUUUGAUUUUCUGAAAAAGGUGCUAAGACAAUUCAAUAGAGGAAAAAUAUUCCUUUUCAUCAAAUGGUGAUUAGAAAUGUGGAUUUCCGCUUGCAGAUAAUGAAGUUGGAACUCUACCUCACACCACACACACAAAUUGACUAAAAAUGAACUUAAGGCCUGAGUAUUAAGAACUAUCACAGUAAAAGUCUUAGAAGAAAACAGAAUUAAACCUUUGUGAUUUUAGUUAGCAAUUGCUUCUUUUUUUUUAUUGUAAACAAAUGGGAUACAUGUUGUUUCUCUGUUUGUACAUGGCGUAAAGGCAUACCAUUUGUGUAAUCAUAAAUUUACAUAGGGUAA